AUGUCGGGGAUGCAAGUGUCCACGUUUCAUGGCGUCAAGAUCUACAACCUCUCGUCAGGGAAAACCUUACCGCAAUGGCUCUCCGAGAAGAAGCGGCGCUCCCUGUCGAAGGACGUGGAGUACCGAAGAAGGAUCGAGCUGCUGCAGGACUUCGACUUCCCGACGGCCUCUCAGAAGGUCUGCGUGUCGCCGGACGCGCAGUACGUUAUCGUCGCGGGCACGUACCCGCCGCAGAUCAAGGUGUUCGAGGUGGCCGACCUGUCGAUGAAGUUCGAGCGCCACCUCGACUGCGAAGCGGUGGACUUCAUGCCGCUGGCCGAGGGCUACGAGAAGCUCGCGUUCCUUUUGGCCGACAGGACGCUGGCGUUUCACGCGGGCUACGGCAAGCACCACUCCGUCCGGAUACCCCGCUUCGGCAGGUCGCUGGCGUACCAGAGGGAAACCUGCGAUAUGAUGGUGGGGUGUGGCGACGGUGAGAUUCACCGAUUUAACCUGGACCAGGGGAGGUUCCGUACCGCCAUGACGUUGCCUUCGGGGUCUUCUUCGUCUCAGGGGAAUCCUACGGCUGGGAUCAACAAGAUCGAGCUCUGCGUAGCGCACCAGCUCUUGGCGGCCGGCACCGACGACGGCUUCGUGCACUUGUGGGACUCGCGGCAGGGCCAGUCGGGCGGGGGGCGCGCGGUGGCGAGCCUGGACCUCAGGGACUCGGUAGACGCGGCCGCCGUUACGGCCGCGGAGCAGACGCUGGGAGGGUUCCAGGUUUCUUCCGUGGCCUUCGAUACCGACGGGCUGACGAUGGGAGUGGGCACGAGCUCGGCGCAUUGCCUGACUUUCGACCUGCGGUCGUCCAGGCCGACCUUUGUGAAGGAGCACCAGUACGGCCUCCCGAUCACCGGGAUCAAGUUCCACCAGGGCACCGAGAGGAGAGUGCUGAGCUCCGACGCGAAGACCGUGAAGAUCUGGAACAGGGACGAUGGGGCGGUGGUGACCAACGUAGAAACGCCGGCGGACAUCAACGACGUCUGCGUGGCGCACGACGCAAGGGGCGACUCCGGGCUCCUGCUCAUGGCGACGGAGCAGUCCCGGGUCCUCUCGUACUACGUCCCAGCGCUCGGACCGGCCCCACGGUGGUGCUCCUUCCUGGACGUGCUCACGGAGGAGCUGGAGGAGGAGCAGGAGGCGUCGGUCUACGAGGACUACAAAUUCGUCACGACCGCAGAGGUGGAAGAGCUUGGCGUGUCGAACCUCGUUGGCACUCCGUUGCUCAGGGGCUACAUGCACGGCUACUUCAUGGACAUGAAGCUCUACACAAGGCUCAAAGCGGUUUCAGAGCCGUUCGCGUACGAGGAGUACCGCAAGAAGAAGGUUAAGGAGAAGAUGGAAGAGAAGACGAAGAGCAGGAUAUCCAUCCGGACUAACCUUCCCAAGGUCAACCGGGCGAUGGCGGAGCGUCUCCUGGACAAAGCGGAGUCGGGGGACAAGAAAAAGCGGAAGGCCAAGCUGGAAGGCGAGGAGGGAGGCGGCGGCGGCGGCGGCGGCGGUGCUGUCUCGAGCAGCAACCCCCUCGGAGACGACCGUUUCGGAGCGAUGUUCGAGUCGGCGGAGUUCGAGGUGGACCCGGAGAGCGAGGAGUACGCCAGGGCCCACCCCACUUCGGUCAUCGCGAAUAAGAUGAGACAGAAGACGGAGGACGAGGCAGAGUCCGAGGACGACGCGAUCGAGGACCGGUUCACCAAGGUCGGCGGCAUCAACAAGGGGACGUCCGGCAGGGAUGGCAGCCCUCUUGCCGGGAGGGACUCGGAAGCCGGGUCGUCGUCGUCGGAUGGCGGCUUCAGCGAAGAGGAAGGGGAACGAGGGGAUGGGGCAGCGGGGUCGGAUUCCGAUGGGUCGGCUACGGGCCGCGCCGGGAAGGUUAGGAAGAAGGACGACGUGGUCCCGCGGAAGAAACGAGGUCGCGACGGAAAAACAACCAAGGGAGGGAAGCAGAGCCGUGCCAAGCCGGGCUUCUACGAGCUUAACGAUGAGGAGGAUGCCGCCACGGCGGCGGUGGGGCUGGGGGGCUCGAGAGACAAGCAGGCGCAGGCGCAAAGGCGAAGCCUGGUCCGGUGAGAACCCGGCGUGCUCCGUCCCGGCUUUGUAGGGAUGCGAGGUCAAUGGU
Molecule: messenger RNA, 2158 nt
Organism: Ectocarpus siliculosus
Lineage: Eukaryota; Phaeophyceae; Ectocarpales; Ectocarpaceae
Source: the annotation of a GenBank genome assembly